This is a messenger RNA of Cuscuta campestris, 2244 nucleotides long. Lineage: Eukaryota; Viridiplantae; Streptophyta; Magnoliopsida; Solanales; Convolvulaceae. The record is from the annotation of a GenBank genome assembly.
CUCCGCGUACGCUAACGUGCGCUUCCCGUUUCCUUAUCCAUCCAUCCCUUCAACUCGUAAGUCUUUCCUCUCCCACCACCAUCAAUGCUGAAAGAUUGAACAACCAAUCAAUCAUCCAUUCCGCUUUCAAUUACUUUUUGGAAGGAAGGGAAAGAUUCAUUCUCAAUCUCCACGAUGAAAUGAUCUUUCAACAAAUAACAUCUUCUGUUCUCCGAUUCGCAUAUCUUUAAGGUCGAUAGAGAGAGAGCGAAAGAAGUUUGAGGUUGUACAUGGAAAUUGGAUCUGUUUUCUGAGGCCGUCCGUAUUUUGAUUCACGUUUGUUGUUUUAGCUGGAAGGUGCCUAAUGACCAAAAAUAGUGAAGCAUCCCUGAUUGAGUCUAAGAAUGACUCCAAGAGGGUAGUUCCACUGAACACAUGGGUUCUCAUCUCCAAUUUCAAGCUGUCCUACAAUCUAUUACGCCGUCCGGAUGGCACUUUCAACCGCCACUUGGCUGAGUUUCUUGAUCGCAAGGUCCAGGCAAAUGCAAAUCCUGUUGACGGGGCCUUCUCAUUUGAUAUUAUUAUUGAUCGUGAAGUAGGCCUUAUAAGUCGAAUAUAUAGGCCUGCGUAUGAGGACGGAAGAGUACCAAGUUUGUCUGAGCUUGAAAUCCCUGUGUGCUCCUCCAAUUUGGUCCCCGUCAUUAUCUUCUUUCACGGUGGAAGCUUCGCACACUCUUCUUGCAACAGUGCAAUCUACGACACUUUAUGUCGCCGUCUUGUGGGUAUUUGCAAGGCCAUUAUUGUAUCGGUUAACUACAGGCGAGCACCAGAGAAUAGGUAUCCUUCAGCGUAUGAUGAUGGAUGGACUGCUCUCAAGUGGGUCAGUUCUAGGAAAUGGAUGCAGAGCAAGGACUCUAAAGUUCAUGUUUACCUAGCAGGAGACAGCUCCGGUGGCAAUAUUGUUCACAAUGUGGCUCUCAGAGCAGCAGAGUCAGACAUAGAAGUGUUGGGGAGCAUAUUGCUCAACCCAAUGUUUGGGGGAGAAAUGAGAACGGAGUCAGAAAAACGGUUGGAUGGAAAAUAUUUUGUCACCCUUCAGGACCGAGAUUGGUAUUGGAGAGCCUUUCUUCCUGAAGGUGCGGAUAGGGACCAUCCCGCAUGCAACCCGUUUGGUCCAAACCCUAUAAACCUUGAAGGAGUUAAGUUCCCGAGGAGUCUUGUGGUCGUGGCGGGCUUGGACCUUGUUCAGGAUUGGCAAAUGGCUUAUGUUGAUGGGCUUAAGAAGGCUGGGCAAGAGGUCAAACUCAUUUACCUGGAGAAGGCGACGAUUGGGUUCUAUCUGUUGCCAAACAAUGACUACUUCUACACUGUCAUGGAUGAGAUAAGUAACUUUGUGAGUUCUGGCUGAAUAUUUUCCUUUGGAAGUUUAUCCUACAACUGUGUUUUCAUAUAGUCUCCUUCGUCAUGCAUGCUAAGCAUGGAUUCUACCCUAGAGGCUCUCCCUCGCAAGGGUUAGGUUCAAUGGCGGACCUAGGCUUGGAAGCCCACUGGCAUGCACAUAUAUAUUACACUAAAAAUAAUAUUGAAUGUGUAGCCGAAUAGGCUGAUUGGUGCAGCUCAGCUUAAGCCUCCAAAUCUGCUGCUGAUUACACUAAAAUUUCCAAGUGUUCUAAACUCUUAAAGGAGAGAGGGCCAAGUGUAGAUGUGGGGCUGAUCUAUGACAGACCAGCAACAUUGCCAAGAAUUUACACUACUAGUGUAUUAUUACUACCACUCUUACUACUACUAGUAGCUGAGUAUUUUUAUGAUAUUGUGUUGCAGUUCAUGGAUAGAGAUUAUCCAUGUAGGUUAGUGAAAUUGUAACAUAUUAUGUUUUCUACGAAGUUACUCGUGUAUCCUUACAUUAAACGAUGCAUUACAGGCACCAUUCAUAAGGAGGUGAUUUGGCAAGACUUUGAAAUUCUAGCUGUUACCGAGGAUAUAAUCUUAAAUAAGAGUGUGUAGAGGUCUAAGAUUAGAGUAGUUAGAUCUUCGUCGGGUAGUUUUGUCAUUGUGGUCUUGUGCUUUGUAGACUUGGGGUCUUUCUCAUUAGAUUUGUGUAUGUCUUUUGUUAUACUGAGCUUUCCUUCUCCUUAGUUUGUCUUUAAUCAUUUUUUGUUGGGUUUCUACUCUCUCUGUUGCUUGAGCUGGGGAUUUUUAGAAGUAGUUUCUCUAGGAGUAAGGUCUAUGUAUGCACACUUUCCUAAGACCUUGUUUUUGUGGGAC